This is a messenger RNA of Mesorhabditis spiculigera, 1227 nucleotides long. NCBI's taxonomy places the organism in Eukaryota, Metazoa, Nematoda, Chromadorea, Rhabditida, Rhabditidae. The record is from the annotation of a GenBank genome assembly.
AUGGCUAAGCCGUCGAGCUCAAACUCCGACUGGGCCGUCAGCGAGACGAGAAAGCCCGUAGCCGCGAGGCCAGCGCUGUAUGGGGCCGCCUUCAACCCCUACUGCCGCAAAAACGAUGAUCAACUUCUCGCCACAGUGGGCGGCAACGCGGCGACGAUCUACAAGUUCCGCGUCAAAAGCAAGAAGUUCGACCAGCUGAUCUCGUACGAGGAUGAAAACACGAAAGAGGCGCUCUACGUCGUGUGCUGGGCGUAUCUGAAGGAGGGGCGCAUGGCGCUGUGCGUCGGCGGCCAGCUCGGGGUGAUUCGCGUGAUCGACACCGAGGCGGGAACGACGGCGAGGCUACUACACGGGCACGGACAGAGCCUGUGCGACAUCCGACAUCACCCAUCGCUUCGCGGCAUCAUCGCCACCUCGUCUGAAGACCUCUCGGCCAUCAUCUGGAACGUCAACCAACACAUGCCCCUGAUUCGGCUCGGCGGCUACCGGGGCCAUCGUAAUCAAGUAUUAUCGCUGGACUGGUCCGAAUGCGGCGAGUUCGUCAUCACGGCCAGCAUGGAUCACCAAGUGAUGUGCUGGUCGUUGAAGGGGUUUUAUAUGAAGAAGAUCCGAUGCUCGAUGACCGGCGAGAAAUUCGACGCGCACGAGGUACUCCGGGAGGACUUCCCGAAAACAACCGACGAGGCUGUGCUGAAGAAAAUACGGCUCGAGAAAACCUACGAAGACAUGUUGAUGAUCAACGAGCCGUGCGCCAAGUCCAACGAUUUCCACUGGAACUACAUUGACUGUUUACGGGUCGUCAAGGGAUUCUGCUUUUCAAAGUCUGUCUACCAGGACGCGAUUAUGAUCUGGAAGUUUGGCACGUUCGAGGAUGGAGUUGCGGGCCUCGAACACGUGAUCAAGACGGAAAACACGUCCUCCUUCCUGGCGCAGCUCGUCAUCCCCGAAAAUAACUGGUGGUUCAACAAGUUUGACAUCGACCCGAGUUUCAAGUGGCUCGCCUGCGGGAUCGAGGGCAGCGUCCACAUCUUCAACAUCGACGGCGAAAAUAUCUUCAACAAAAACGCGGUGAAAUCGGUCAGCACCGGCCGGCAAUCAAAGGACGACCAGAUGCGCCAGAUUUGCUUCGAGCCCUACGGCAGAUUUAUGGCUGCCGUCGGUGACAAGGGCCACAUUGUUAGGAUCGAUCUCAAAUCGGCGCUCGACGAUGAGCUCAACCCUUCGCAA